AUGACUUGGUGGCGAUAUUUAGUGGCUAGCAUGGCUGGCAGUGCUCUAACCAUGGUUUUAAUCAAAUUGAACCGAACAUUGGCUCCUCGUCCGAACACUAUCAUCCAAAACUACCCAUCCGAAGCGAUCUUCUUCCCCGGCCCUCACCUGGGAUCCGUGCCCAUUUCGGAUGAACAAACUCGAGAUGUCAAUGACUUAAGUGAAUCGCUCCAACGACUUGUCAGACACGUGAAUUCGGCUCGUCAAUCCCUAGAUCUCUGCCUAUUCCUGCUUACCAGUCGCCCUUUGGCCGAUGCUGUUUUGAAUCGUCUGAGUCGGGGCGUGCGGGUGCGGCUUUUGAUCGACGACUCAUCGGUGGACGUGUCCGGCAGUCAAGUGAGUCGUUUCCGACGGGAAGGAGCCUUUGUGCGAUCCAAGGCCAGUGCUUAUUUGAUGCACCAUAAGUUUUGCUUGGUGGAUGAUCGGAAGCUAUUGAACGGCUCGCUGAAUUGGACCAUGCAAGGCUUGAUGGGCAACAAAGAGAACGUGAUGAUGACGGUGGAGCCCACAUUGGUCCAAGCCUUCAGACAAGAGUUUGAGCGACUCUGGACGGAGAUGGAAUCAUCUUAAAGUUCAGCAUCGAGAAAAUGAAUAAAGAAUUCAAAAGUCAA
Tigriopus californicus is the source of this 650-nucleotide messenger RNA. RefSeq names its product mitochondrial cardiolipin hydrolase-like (gene zuc). Gene Ontology annotation, cellular component: mitochondrion. The record is from RefSeq and is a predicted model, not a curated record. The transcript has a single exon. Gene Ontology annotation, molecular function: RNA endonuclease activity producing 5'-phosphomonoesters, hydrolytic mechanism. Gene Ontology annotation, biological process: piRNA processing. NCBI's taxonomy places the organism in Eukaryota, Metazoa, Arthropoda, Copepoda, Harpacticoida, Harpacticidae. The coding region runs from base 1 to 609 and encodes 202 amino acids.